UGCGGAGUGUCCAAUUUGGCGUGCCUGGCAAUACGUGGACAUUGGAAGAUGGCGCCAAUUGGAUCUAUGGCAAUAUCAAGGAUAAUCCGCUUUUGACCGUCAUGGAAGAUACCGGAUUUGCCGCACCCUACAAUGAUUAUGCUUCCUUUAUUGCCUAUGGAACUGAUGGACUCCUCGUGGACGAGACGCUCUAUACGGCAGAAGAGGAACGGUUCAGGACGGCAUUGGAGGAUGCCAUUGCCGAGGUGGAUGAAAAUUUGUGGACACCGGCACAUGACUUUUACACCGAUGUUGGUGUCAUUGGCUUGUUGCAACAGAACGGAUGGUUUGUAGGACCCGAAAAUACCGUCAUGAACAACUUGGACCAUGAUAUUCAGUGGGCUUGGUUGGAUUGGGAAUGGGCCACUUCCGAGGUCAGCCUCCGCUUUUUCCCCACGGCUGCCUACGAAUCUCUCAUUGUAGCCGAUCCACGAGGAUUUGAAUUUUUGCUGCAAACCUACUUGCAACAAAAUGCCAAUACGACCAGUUUGCGGACCGGCACAAGAGCCUUGUCGGUUGCCUACGAUGAAAAUAUCCCCUCCCAAGGAGGCAAAACCUACAAGGCACGAGUCCAUACCAACAAUGGUGCGCAGUGUACGGAUUAUGUGGCACAGAGAGUCAUUUCCACCGUGAGCGCGGGUGUGUUGAAUGCGGGAUUGAUCCAGUUUCAGCCUCCUCUUCGCUUCCCCGCGGAAACCCACAAUCCCAUGAAAAUGGCCCAAUACAUCAAAGUCACGUACCAGUUUGAAAAUCAGUUCUGGGAUGAUAUCGAGUUCAUUCGGGUUCUACGAGAAGCGGGUCAACGUGGACACUGUAAUCAUUGGCAAAACAUGAACUAUUUCAUGCCGGGAAGUAAUAUUAUUCGCUGUGAGCUCAUGACAGAGGCAUUUGAAGAGCUCCUUCAACAGGGCGGACAACGCAAUUUACCCGAGUCGACAAUCGAUUCGUUGCUGGACCCACUGCGAUUGGUAUAUGGCGCCGACGUCGUGGGAACUCCCAUUGCCACGUAUGUCAACAAUGUGCACACAGACGUGAGCUUUGGAUUUGGUGCCUAUUCCAGUUGGGAGAUUGGCUACACAUUCACUCAAUUUGGUCAGUUUUAUGGAGGGAUAGACUCGUUGACGGCUUAUUGUGAGCACAACGGAUGCAAUUCACUGCAAGAAUGGAUUUUGCAUUUCUCUGGAUCCCACACGUGCUUUGAUCAAUCCGAAACCGUCCAUGGAGCCAUGUUCGCAGGGCAACGCAGCGCCAACUUUGUGCUCAGUGAGCUCGGCUACAACGUUGACACGGAUAAAAGUCCCUGUGACGUUGACUGGGGCUGGUUGGCCCGGUAGAUUGGAUAGCUUUCAGUCAGGCGGCGGAAACGUUCCCAAUUCAUGGCAUGGACGGGUCUUUUGUCACAGAAUUUCCGCUUGCGAGGCAGCGAAAUGAUGAGAGAGCAUGCAUGGAUGGCUGGAACGUGACGAUCACUGAACUCCAGCAAAAGUCGAGACGAGGGCGGGAGUAUUGCUCGACAUGUACAAGUAGAGAAAGGUGGCAGUUCUGCAGUGCCGUUGGUGAAAUCCAAGUGAUCGAAGACUGUUCAGCUUGGGACGAAACCUCAAGAAUUUGUU
Molecule: messenger RNA, 1652 nt
Organism: Seminavis robusta
Lineage: Eukaryota; Bacillariophyta; Bacillariophyceae; Naviculales; Naviculaceae
Source: the annotation of a GenBank genome assembly